Linum tenue is the source of this 4633-nucleotide messenger RNA. Lineage: Eukaryota; Viridiplantae; Streptophyta; Magnoliopsida; Malpighiales; Linaceae. The record is from the annotation of a GenBank genome assembly.
AGCACGAGAGUGGAUGAUUUGGAAUACUGGUUUUUUUUUUUAACAGAUUACGUUUCAGAUUUCUCCUCCUUACCUAGACUACAACCAAGAAGACGAAAAUUCUCAUUACGACAGUGACGGCAAAGGAACCACUCCUACUUCAUUUAUAUAUAACAAUCCCUCUCCCACCAUACCAUGGGGCCUUAUCCAUUUGAAAAUCAAACGAUCAUCACAGAAAUGGCUCCACUCCUACUUUGGGCACUUUCCUUGUCUUCAUUUCUUCUUCCAUCAUCAGCUUCUACUUCGCCCUGCCAUUUCCCAGCCGUGUACACCUUGGGCGAUUCCAAUUCCGACACCGGCAGCCAACCCGCGGUGUUCGGACGAGUUCCCUCCCCCAACGGCGAGACUUUCUUCGGCAAACCGUCCGGCCGAUAUUCCGACGGCCGGCUAAUCAUCGAUUUCUUGGCUGAGAGGCUAGGACUACCGUACUUGAGUUCCUUCCUGGAUUCCAUAGAAUCCAACUUCACCCACGGCGCCAAUUUCGCUUCAAGCGCAGCCACCAUCCAGCCCGCCAGCGGGAGGAUAUUCGACGCCGGGUUCAGCCCUAUAGAUCUCAAUUUCCAGUUCUUGCAGUUUCAGCAGUUUAAAGAUAGAACCUUUGAGCUGCAGAAACAAGGAGGAGGGAUUGAUCUGCAUCGCUUGCCAGAACCAGAAGGGUUCGGAUCUGCUCUCUACACUUUGGAUUGUGGGCAGAAUGACCUUCAUGUUGGCCUAAUCGAACCGGGCGGUGAGCAAGGUGCUCUUUCUUCCAUCCCUAUGGUCAUCAACAACUUUUCUCUAGCCAUAGAGAACCUGUACAAAGAAGGAGCAAGAACAUUUUGGAUUCACAACACAGGUCCAAUCGGCUGCUUGCCAUUCUUUGUGAUUAGGUACCCUCCAAAGCCUGGAAAUGAGGACCCAGUUGGCUGUAUCAAGUCCUUUAACCAAGUGGCUCAAGAAUUCAACAAGCAGCUCAAUGAAACAGUUUACAAGCUGAGAACCCAAUUCCCUGAUGCACUGCUCAUCCUUGUGGACAUCUAUUCUGCAAAGUACUCUCUCAUCAGCCAAGCUGCAAAGCACGGUACAGCACGAAAAAUGAAUCUAAAUCAUCAUUUGAACCCUAGCUAGCUCAAAAUCGAUACUAAAACUUUGUGGGAUUGGAUGGAUUACAGGGUUUGAAGAUCCACUUGGGUUUUGUUGCGGCCACUUGGGGGAUGACUAUGUGGUCAGGUGUGGGCAGAAGGCUGAGCUGAGGAAUGGAACUGUUGUGUAUGGAGCUUCUUGCAGAGAUCCUUCCAAGUACAUCAGCUGGGACAAUAUACAUUACACUGAAGCUGCGAAUCGGUGGGUUGCUGACCGGAUUUCGGACGGGUCGCUGUCGGAUCCUGCUGUGCCCAUUACUGAAGCUUGUUGAAGGGCUGGGAGGUUGCUGUAUUAGGUUUUUGACUCAAAGAGGUUAUACACGGUUAUAAUCAGAGUGGGAUUAAAGCGUGAUUACGUAAACGAAUACAUAAUUACAAUUUACAUGUAUACUACUACUAUCUGUCUCCAACACAAUGGACAUUUCGUUGUAUGGACAUGGAGUGUAUAAAGUUUGGGAAGUUAGAAGUUUUAGAUGGUUUCAGUGCAUAUCGAUGCUUAUAAUAACGUUAUUAGUAACCAGGGAGAAAAGCAGUGGCUAAUAGUACGCACAACAAAAAUACAAACAACCUGACGACUUCACUGGGGAUCGAACCCAGAAUCUCUGGUUUCGUAGACCAGCGCCUUAUCCAUUGGGCCAUGAAGUCCUCUCACUGGGAGAUUUGACUGUGUAAGUUAAAUAUAUUAUUGCUCAAGAGUCUCACCUUCUGAAUUUCUCCUUGAAAGUCCCAAGUUCCAACUUCCAACUUCCAACCAGCAAGUCAAGGCGCCGACGGCAUCGUAUUAACCACUCGUAGCUUCUGUCAACGUGUCACGAUUUUGGCGUCACCUUCCAAUUCACUCACUCACUCUCUCACUCAUCCUCGCCUUCCUAUUUUCCUUCACUCCCCUUUCUCCCGCCCGCUAUCUCUCCGUCGCCGGCCAUUUUAUCCAACGACCUAAACCUCUCCGCCACCGCUGCCGAUCGCCGCCAAUGAUGCUUCUCACCUCCCCACCUCUCCACACUCACAUCUACCCUUCCAACCUCAACUCCAUAACCUCCACCACGAACUCCUCCGUCGCACUCGCCGGUAACCUCCUCUUAUGUUCCGCCGCGAACUCUCACAAGCUUCCCACCGCCGCCGGGACCACCGCGUCCUCCCUCCGAACAACAACACUCCCAUCCUCUCCUUUCUCCUUCACUUCUACUUCCUCGCCAGCGAGCAACCUCCAUUGCGUGACGCAAUCGCCUUAUCCCGAUGAUCGCCCAGAACCGGAGGAGGAGGAGGCGAUGCUUCCGUCGGCCUCCGCAAUCGUCUCGGCCAUUCGGCGGGGUUCCACCUCCGCGGUGGAGUUCGAGCAGCGGAUCGAGAAGGACCAGAAGAGCAAAUCGCUACUCCCGAGCCCUGAUUUUCACAGGCUCUGUGUCGAACAGCUGGAUCUCUUUCGGAGAAUCGUCCAUCCAGAAUCCGUGCUCUCGGUGUAUGUGAGACCAGCUGGGAGCUACGUGAUGGAUCAAUUGGAGUUGCGGCGGGUAGCUUCUGUUCCAAGAACAGAUUCUGACGACGAGAUUGUUGUGUUGAUUGGAAAUUUCCGCGUUGCAACUGGAUUGCGAGCUGCUGAAGCUGCACUCACUCGCAGACAGAUAGAAUGUGUAUCUGAACCCAGCGCCGUGGUGUUUCCAAUGGUGAAACAUCCCUUUGUUGUUGGGUUCUUGGUGGCUGAGCUGCCAAAAAUGGAGAUGGAAGUGACGUCUGAUGUGCAAGGUGAAAGGAAAGACUUGCUGCAUUUGCCCUCUUUGGAGAAAGCUUAUCAAGCUUCUUCAGGAUUAGAUGAACCAUGGUUGAGGAGUGAUGAUGACAAUGAGGAUGAGCUACAUUCUAGCAGUCACAAGUUUCUUCCUGCUGACCAAAGAUUGAAUGCGAUCAAUAUCUCUCGCUCUCUGGCUAUGGCUUAUGUUAUGGAUCAGAAAGCAAUGUUGCUACAGCACUCCUCAUGGCAAAAUAAUGUUAGAAUGAGUAGCCUGGUUGAGCAGAUUCGUGGAUCUCUUUCUAGCAUUCGAACAUUGAGUAAAAUGUUGACCGUUCAUGUAAAGAAAACUGAAAUUCCUUAUGACAUAGUUGAAGACAUACUUGCACAGGGUGAUAACAUGAGAAAUACUCUCCAAGAACUCCAGGAUGCUGUUCACAUGACAAAGGCACGCAUUGUCUCUGUCUCUCUCUUUCUCAGAGCCAAUAUAAUGAGGUAUAACGAAGAAUCCUUAAAAAGGAUCAGCACUUCAACAAAUACAAGUCCCGAGCGAGCAAGUUCUCAACUACCACAGAACCUACUAAGAGAUAAAGGCAGCAAGUUGCAAAAUUCAGGUGAUCCUCUUCAGUUUAGUGACAAUGACUUGGAGAUGCCCAUGCCACCGUUCUCUCUUGCACCUUUAGACACAGUUGGAAUAAGACCAUGCAUUGUAUCCGAGGUACUCUCCGACAUGGUUGAAGCAGUGAAACCACUAGCCCAUAUGCAGCAACGCAUUGUGGAAUUGGCGGAUCUCUCCCCCUCGCUGCAAGUUGCAGUGGAAGAACCUGCUCUGCGGCAGGCUCUUAGCAAUUUAAUCGAAGGAGCUCUAUUACGCACUCAAGCUGGGGGCAGGGUGGAAAUCGUAUCAACUGGAGCACCAGGAGGCGGGGUUCUUGUGAUGAUCGAUGAUGAUGGCCCAGAUAUGCACUAUAUGACCCAGAUGCAUUCUCUGACACCUUUUGGGGCAGAGUUGUUCUCGGAUGACAUGGUUGAAGACAACAUGACAUGGAACUUCAUCGCGGGUCUGAGUGUUGCACGAGAGAUACUGGAGGUUUAUGGCUGUGUGGUGCGUGUGAUCUCACCUAGAUCCACAGAUGCAGUCCUGGGUAGUGGAGGAACCAGGGUAGAACUCUGGCUCCCUUCUCUUUCAGAGAAUCCGAACUGAAAAUUUGCCAUACACCAACCACUUAGCUAGUCCAUAAAACGUUCUCUAAGAGGAGAGGUACCUUCUGCUCUUUAGUGUACAUAUUGUUGUUGCUGUAUCUGUUCAUGCAUCUCAUUCCACUGACCAAGAACACAACCAAAGGGAAGGGAACCGAACCAACCCGAGCUGACAUUGGGGAAACCAUUCCUGGUGUUGCAAGCCAAAUUGAGGCGUUCUCACUAGUUCUCCUUCAAUCUUCAUCUAUGUGUAUAUACCAGAACCCAGUGUUCAAAUUCUGUGUAAAGAUGGAGCAAGUGUCUCUUUGAUUUGGAGUCUGGUGAUUGUGCGCUCUAAAGUACAUGGUCUAUAACUUCUGGUCGUGACAUUAUCUUGUAGAGUUGGUGAUGAGUCGAUAACCAACUUACGACGAGUUGAAAUGUACUGAUGGUUGUUGCAUUUCGAGGUACUUCAACCAGAGCAGUCCAUAAACCAAGAGGAAAGCACUAUUUGAUUUGGUCCAAGGUUGUCAACCCGCGGGUUGACCCGGACCCGGUCGAGCUAGUG